AUGGCAGGCUCCGGCACCAAAUUCACUCCUCCUCCUUCGCCGCCGUCACCAACGGCGUCCUUCUACGAUGUUAGCGACGCCGAGGAGGAUGAAUACAAUAGUAUCUCCUCCACGUCAGGGAGAGGUGUGAAGCUUUUAUAUUCCAAGAGCAAGGUAUACGUCCAUCCGACGCCCUCCUCCAAGGACAAUAUACCUGGCUUUAUCGCUCUGCUCCAACAAAAACCCGCUCCUACUGUGAGCAGCAAUGCCGCAUCAACAAACACCGCUAAGACCACCGGCGACCUCUCUUCCUACCUCCUUGCCUGGGUCCCCGAAUCCUCCCUCGGCGACGCCUACAGUACCUAUGUCAAAGUCGACCUGUCUGAUAACUCUUCACCACCGAAGCAACGAUAUCUAGUGCCACCGCUCCCGACUACAACCACAUAUAAAGAUCCGAUAGGUCUAUAUGCGUUCGCCGUACCGCUAUCCGAAAUUUUUUCGCUGCUAGUGCGACCUCCUAGCUUGGGUUGGUGGUUCGGUAGCCUGGUGAUCAAUACCCGCUCUGGUGAUAGUUUCCCGGCGUUGUUCUUUCACGAUAGUGAGUGCGAAUCAACGAUACUGCAGAAGAAACGAAGAACAAGGGAAAGUUUCGACCCGUUCGAUGAAAGUGGUGGCCUAUUCUKGGGCGGUGACGAGGUUCUGCGGUGGCUCCGGAAAUAUGUUGAGGUGCAGCGCUCUUCUGUCGACAGCAGUGUCUACCUUAUCAAUCCCUCCGAAGAGGACCGCAUAUCCUUCGCACGGCCACUCAGCAGUUAUGACGGAUCAGUGACGAAGCAAGGGCACGAACCAGCUGCUGGCCCACAUCAACCCGCUGGCAGUGUAGAACGGGACGCCGGAAUGGAUCCCUUUGUGAAAGCACUCAAGGAGACUAGAUGGAAGGUCCUUGAGCAGCUCAGCAAGAUUACCACAUUCACAAGGCGGACGGCGAACGAACUCGCCGACAACACCAUGAUACCUCCGCAGGUCCGUCGUCUGAUGAAGACUCCCGAGAUUCAGACCUUGCAGGAUGAGUUCGAUAGCGCCAGACUCUACUUGGCUCGAUGGGCCAUGAGCAUUGCUGAGCAGAGCGAACGAGAGAGGUCCCAGCGCAUAUGGACUGCGCGGGAUGUUCUGGAAAUGGAAAAUAGCUCGGUGGGUGAUUUUGAGAUUUUGGAGCUUGAGACGGGAACAAUGGCCAUUCAAGAACGACGCAAAACUGUCACUAUGCAGGAAUGGGAGGGCUUCUUUGAUACCACUACGGGAAGGCUCAACGUUACUGUAGACGAAGUGAAGGAGAGGAUUUUCCACGGAGGCCUUGACCCAAAUGAUGGGGUCAGAAAGGAAGCAUGGCUUUUCCUUCUCGGAGUGUACCCUUGGGACAGCAGCCGCGACGAGCGUCAAGCUCUGAUGAAUUCCAAACGGGAUGAAUACAUCCGGCUGAAGGGUGCCUGGUGGGAGAGAAUGGUUGAGGGGUCUACGACUACCGAGCAGUACGAGUGGUGGAAAGAGCAGAAAAACCGAAUAGAAAAAGACGUGCAUCGUACAGAUCGCACGAUACCUCUCUUUGCAGGAGAAGAUAUCCCUCAUCCCGAUCCAGACUCUCCCUUCGCGGACGUAGGGACGAACGUACAUCUAGAGCAGAUGAAGGACAUGCUUCUCACAUACAACGAACACAAUCCUGACCUGGGCUACGUCCAAGGAAUGAGUGACCUCUUAGCACCAAUUUACGCGGUCAUGCAAGACGAUGCAGUCGCAUUCUGGGCCUUUGUUGGAUUCAUGGACAGAAUGGAACGGAAUUUCCUUCGCGAUCAGUCCGGCAUGCGUGCCCAGCUCCUCACCCUAGAUCACCUGGUACAACUUAUGGACCCCCAGCUAUACCUCCAUCUCCAAUCCGCCGACAGCACGAACUUCUUCUUCUUUUUCCGGAUGCUUCUUGUCUGGUACAAACGCGAGUUCGAAUGGGUAAACGUCCUACGUCUCUGGGAGACAUUGUGGACCGACUAUUUCUCCAGCAGCUUCCACCUCUUCAUCGCGUUAGCAAUCCUAGAGAAACACCGCGACGUAAUUAUGGACCAUCUCAAACAUUUUGAUGAAGUUCUUAAAUACGUCAACGAGCUGUCAAACACCAUGGAGCUCGUCCCCAUCCUCACCCGCGCAGAAUCCCUUUUUCGUCGCUUCGAACGCACAGUUGAAGCAAUAGACAAGAAGAAUAACUUCCCCGUUCCAUCAGCCCAUCAACGAAAACCCACGCAGGAAUCUGCUUCGAACAAGGGCAAGUCGCCGCAACGACCACAGAGUGUCGGUUACAGUAGCGGUGUCAGUGCCGGUUCGGCGAGUAGUAGUGCUGCCGGAAAUAAUGCCGAGUCCAAGGUUAUUUCUCCCGAAUUGAGGCAGCUUCUGAGCAAGGAGAUUCUGUGGAAACAGCCACAUCCGUCCAGCUCACAGUGA
Aspergillus pseudoviridinutans is the source of this 2466-nucleotide messenger RNA. RefSeq names its product GTPase-activating protein GYP7. Gene Ontology annotation, molecular function: GTPase activator activity. Bases 1 to 2466 code for a protein of 821 amino acids. The transcript is spliced from 5 exons. NCBI's taxonomy places the organism in Eukaryota, Fungi, Ascomycota, Eurotiomycetes, Eurotiales, Aspergillaceae. The record is from RefSeq and is a predicted model, not a curated record. Gene Ontology annotation, biological process: activation of GTPase activity.